Molecule: messenger RNA, 2253 nt
Organism: Ziziphus jujuba (common jujube)
Lineage: Eukaryota; Viridiplantae; Streptophyta; Magnoliopsida; Rosales; Rhamnaceae
Exons: 7
Coding region: 1-2253 (750 amino acids)
Source: RefSeq, a predicted model, not a curated record
AUGGGUUUUGAGGAAGAUAAUGAAGCUGUUGAACAUGAUAGGGAAGAAGAUGAUAAUGAUGAUAUCAUGGUAGCAUUGCAAGAUGCUGCAGGUGACAUGGAUAUUGAUGUAGAUGCAUAUGAAGGUCACAUUGGAGAUCAAGAUCAUAGAAAUAAAGAAUUUUCAGGAUUAUUUACUGAAGUUGAAAGCGAGUUAUAUCCAGGGUGUACAAAGUUCUCUGCAUUGACUUUUUUGGUCAGAUUGCAAAGAUCAUUUACAUCUCGCCAUACUGCUAUUGAUAUGAGAUGGCACAAAGAGAAGCGUCCUAACACAAAUGGAGUAUUGAGGCAUCCAGCAGAUGGAGAAGCAUGGAAGCACUUUGAUGAACAAUAUUCGAUAUUUGCUAUGGAUCCUCGUAAUGUCCGGCUAGGUGCUACCACUGAUGGAUUUAAUCCUUUUAGUAACAUGAGCACUUCGUAUAGCAUGUGGCCAGUGAUGUUAGUGCCUUAUAACCUGCCACCUUGGAAGUGCAUGAAAGAGACUUUUUCGAUGAUAUCACUAUUAAUACCAGGCUCAACAGCACCUGGAAAAGACAUUGAUGUGUACUUACGGCCUAUGAUUGAUGAAUUGAAAGAUCUAUGGACAAAUGGUGUCACCACUUAUGACAUCUCUAAAAAGGUGAGGUUUACAAUGCAUGCAGCAGUGUUGUGGACAAUACAUGAUUUUCCAGCAUAUGGAACACUUUCUGGAUGGAGUACCAAAGGAUACAAAGCAUGUUCGACUUGUAAUGAAGAUACUUCUUCCCAAGCUUUAAGAAGUAAGAUUUGUUACAUGGGACAUCGUCGAUAUUUAUCCAUAAAUCAUGCAUGGAGAAAUAAUCGACAAUAUGAUGGAAAGCCUGAACGAAGGUUAGCUCCAAGGCAGCUUUCAGGAGCUGAAAUAUUACAACAGUUAGAUAGGACAAUUGAGAGCAGAUCGGGGAAACAUCCUAACAAUGUGGAUAAAAAGAGAAAACGUGCUGCCUUUGGAACAAUGUUGGACAUCAAAGGUAAGUCGAAGGAUACUGACAAGGCAUGUAUGGAUUUAAAGGAUCUAAAUAUUCGAAAAGAAUUGCAUUUACAAGAAACUGGUGGUAAAGUUUUGAAACCUUUGGCAUGUUUUUCAUUAACAAGGGAUGAAAAACAUGAGUUUUGUAAGUUUUUGAAGUCUGUUAAAUUUCCAGAUGGCUAUGCUGCUAAUAUUUCAAAGAAUGUGAACAUUAAGGAUGGUUCAAUAGCAGAGGGUUAUGUUGUCAAUGAGGCAUUAACUUAUUGUUCAAUGUACCUUCAUGGUAUUGAAACUCGAUUCAAUCGGCCAGAACGUAAUAAAGAUGGUGAGAAUCAGAUUGCUUUGACUUUGGCAGUAUUCACUCAACCUGUGAACUUGUUGGGGAAACCUCAAUUUGUUGAACUGAAAGAUGAUGAUUAUAAAAAAGCUCAUUGUGAGCACACCAAACUAUUGCAAAACAGGGGUGUCACAAGUAUUCUGCAGGUACAAGAAAAGGAAUUUCCACAAUGGUUUGAACAAAGGAUAAAAUAUUUCAGUAGAUGUAAAUAUCCAAUGGUAACUGAUGAGUUGUACUCACUAGCAUAUGGUCCUGAUUAUGGAAUAAGAUCAUAUAGUGGAUGUGUAGUAAAUGGAGUUCGAUAUCGCACAAAAGUUCGUGAUGAUAGGUGUGUCACUCAAAAUUGUGGAAUUUGGGUUGUAGGUGAUCAUGAUGGUGAAUCUUGUGACUUUUAUAGGGUAAUAGAAGACAUUCUUGUGUUAGACUAUAGGUCCAAACACUCUGUUGUACUUUUUAGAUGUGCAUGGUUUGACACAAAUGUGAAAAAGAAAAAGAUGAUCACAGAAUUUCAAAUCACAAGCAUUAAUGUCACUUCAUAUUGGUAUAAGAACGACCCUUUUGUCCUUGCCUCACAAGCUAAACAAGUGUUUUACGUGGAUGAUUACAAGAUGGGUCAACAUUGGAAAGUGGUUCGAAAGGUGCAUCACCGUCAUCUGUGGGAUUUUCCAGACCGAUUAGAUGAAGGUGAUGAACAUGAUGCAGAUAGUGAGGCAGAGAGUGGAGAUUUUGAAAAUGCAGAUAGUGGUGCAGAGAGUGAAGAUUAUGAAGAUACAGAUAGUGGCAUAGAGAAAGAAGAUAAUGAGGAGUACAAUGAGGAAACCGACAAUGAUAGUGAAGAUGAGUUGUUAAGUAAUGGUGAAACCGGUGAGGAUACUGACUCAUUUGCAUAA